CGACCAACCAACCAACCACCUUGCUAAUUGACCGAUUGCGCGCGAGGAAAUCUGAUACUCCGUUGGUUAUUCACAUUCAUUUGCUCGAUGAUCUGGCUUGAGGGUGAUUCUAGAGUGUCUGGUGGGGAUGUGGAUGUGAUGGGGAUGGAUGGAUGUAUGUAUGUAUGCUUGGGGAGUUGUGUGAGGUGUUGAUUGAGUGAGUGGCUGGGUUAAUUAUGGGCGUGUGUGGUGUGGUUUGUGGUAAUGGAAUAGUAUAGAUGACGUCCCUUCUUCGGGGGAAACGGGAUUAUAUGUAACAUGACGUGUUUGUAUUAUUCUUUAUUCGCCUGAUGAUAUGGUGUUGCGGCGUUGUCUAUAUCCCGGUGUUGUUAUGUUGUUGUGUUUAUAUCGUCCUGCUUUCAUCCUACACCCGCCCUCUAUUCUCCUCUAUUGCCAUCAUGUCUCCCUCCAUGCCCGUCGUUCGUCUCGGAGAUAUAUCCCGGAGACAGAGGGGGCUGGAGUACAUGGCUCCAUGCAUGACGCAUGAGAAGAGGCGGGUUCGGGUGUUUUGCAGAGAGAGAGAGGGAGAGAGACGCCGUGUGGGCUCGUAUAUAGCCUUCCUGGAUCCUGCUCCCCCUGCGCCCCCGACUUCUCCCAAACCAACAUCCGCGCCCUCUGCGCCGACCCCCCCGCCCUCUCCUCCGUCUCCGCCUGCAUCGCCAGCGCCCCCGCAUGCGCCAGUCCCACCGACGCGCGCGACAAGGUCCGUCAGAGCGUCGCGUCGCUUUGUGGUGAUGUUACGGCUACGUCUGUCUCUACUGCCAAGCCGUCUAGUACUCAACCUGGCGAAGAUGGUGAUGAUGGUGAUGGUGAUGGUGAUAAUGGUGAUGAUGGUGAAAGCUGGGGCAACAACGGGCCCUGGACAGGCAAAGACGGGCCGCACAUGACGGCGGGUGGAGGAGGGCCGUUUGGCGGUGGGUGGGGGCCGUGGGCGCAUUCGGGGGCGGGGUGGAUGAGUGAUGGGGCAGCUCAGGGAGCGUGGACGCGGUGGUGGGAGAAUGGGGAUUGUC
Molecule: messenger RNA, 1049 nt
Organism: Pseudovirgaria hyperparasitica
Lineage: Eukaryota; Fungi; Ascomycota; Dothideomycetes; Acrospermales; Acrospermaceae
Exons: 2
Coding region: 330-926 (198 amino acids)
Source: RefSeq, a predicted model, not a curated record